GUUAGACGCCGCUGAUUGCUACCACCGUUACCGUUGGAAACAGUCAUCGCCACCACUGCCAUCACGAAUCACUCCUCUUUUAUAAUCUCCUCCUCCUCCUCCUCCUCCCAUAUUGUCGCCGUCUCUCCUCUUUUCUUCCUCCUCAUCUCCCUUACUCUCUUCCUAGUCGGUAAGGGCCUCUGAUCGGAGACCUCGAAAUGCGCGCGAGAUGGGCCAUCGCCGCCGCCAUCGCCGUCCUGCUCCUCUGUCGCCUCCCAGCUGGACGUUGCCAGGGCAUCGGUGGCCGAGUCAACCCGCCGCAGACGGCUCCAUUGCUGUUGCAGCUCCAAAGCACCGUCGAUAGGCUCACCAGAAAUAUAUUUCCGGCAGUCAAAGAGAACUUUGGCUCCUGCAUCAAAGAUCCGCAGCAUGAUUGGGAUCAUACCUUCAAUUACACCAAGGAUUUGGAUUUCUUGGGGGACUGCGCGGACAGAACACCCGAUUUUUCUGCACGUCUAUGCACGGUAGCAGAAGUCAAGUUCUACUUCAGCAGUUUCGUUGAAAGUGGUGGAAAGACUAGCUACUUGAAACCCAAUAAAAACUGUAACUCAAGUUCAUGGGUUUCUGGAUGUGAGCCAGGAUGGGCAAGCAGCGUUACUCCAGAUGUGAAUGUCGACCUUCAAGAAUCUGAUUAUAUCCCUCUAAGAACUCUCGAUAGUCAACCUUGUUGUGCAGGCUUUUUCUGCCCUUAUGGUAUUACUUGUAUGAUACCUUGUCCCUUGGGUGCAUAUUGCCCAGUUGCAAAACUUAAUGGAACUACAGGUCUUUGUGAUCCAUACAAGUACCAGCCACCCCCUUGGAAACCAAACCAUACAUGUGGUGGUGCAGACAUUUGGGCUGAUGUUGAUAAUAGUGGUGAUCUAUUCUGCCCAGCAGGAUACUAUUGUCCAAGCACCAUUCAGAAAAAUAAUUGCAGUAGUGGACACUAUUGCAGGAUGGGUUCUAAUUAUGAAACUAGUUGCUACAAGUCAAGUACAUGCCAUUUGAAUUCUGAAAAACAAAGCAUGACUAUUUUUGGUGCUUUAGUAAUGGUUGCAUUAAUUUUGUUGUUAUUGAUAAUCUACAACUUCUCUGAUCAAAUUCUCACUUACCGGGAAAGACGACAAGCCAAAUCGAGGGAAGCUGCUGUAAGGAUAGCUAGAGAAGCUGUUCAAGCUCGUGAAAGAUGGAAAGCAGCAAAAAAUAUAGCAGUGAAGCAUGCAGUUGGAAUCCAAAAUCAGAUAUCUCGCACAUUUUCACGCAAAAUAUCCAAUAAACUGCAAGAAUCAUAUAAAGUUCUUGGUCUAUCUCGACAGUUAUCAGAUGCAUCGACAUCGGAUAUUGAGGAACUAAGUAUGCUCGGUAAUAAUAAUAUGACACAUUCAUCCGAAAAGAUUUCUGACAGUUCUGAAAGUCCUCAAAUUGAUAUUGGAGACACUUAUCCCAGAAAGAAAGCAACAAAAGGUAAACAUAUGCAUACUCGUACACGAAUCUUCAAGGAUGCAUACAUUGAGAUUGAAAAAGAGAAAGUGCUACAGCCAGAAAAGAAGAACUUGACUUUUUCAGGAGUAAUUUCUAUGGCUACUAAAAAUGAAAUCAGAACAAGACCUAUCAUAGAGAUUACCUUCAAGGAUCUAUCUUUAGUUCUUAAAAGGAACAAGAAGCAACUUCUGAAAAGUGUGACAGGGAAACUUGUUCCAGGCCAUGUAACUGCAAUCAUGGGUCCAUCUGGUGCAGGGAAAACCACAUUUCUUACUGCUUUGGCUGGAAAGACAUCUGGAUGUCAGAUGACUGGACUAGUUCUAAUAAAUGGAAAGGUUGAACCUAUUCGUUCAUAUAAAAAGAUAAUUGGUUUUGUGCCACAAGAUGAUAUUGUGCAUGGAAACUUGACAGUGGAGGAAAAUCUUUGGUUCAGUGCUAAUUGUAGACUUUCUGCAGAUAUGCCAAAAGCCAACAGAGUUCUAAUUGUUGAAAGAACUAUAGAGUCAUUGGGGUUGCAAGCAGUUCGAAAUUCCUUGGUUGGAACAGUAGAGAAGCGUGGAAUUUCUGGUGGGCAAAGAAAGCGAGUAAAUGUUGGGCUUGAGAUGGUCAUGGAACCAUCUCUUUUGAUACUAGAUGAACCAACAUCUGGUUUGGAUAGUUCUUCAUCUCUGCUGCUACUUAGAGCUCUUCGUCGUGAGGCACUUGAAGGGGUAAACAUCUCCAUGGUGGUUCACCAGCCCAGCUACACUUUGUUCAGCAUGUUCGAUGAUUUAAUACUUUUGGCAAAAGGUGGUUUAAUUGCAUAUCAAGGGCCAGUGAGGAAAGUUGAAGAAUACUUUUCAGGCCUUGGGAUUGUAGUCCCUGAGCGUGUCAAUCCACCAGACUACUUUAUCGACAUUUUAGAGGGUAUAGUGAAGCCAGGCACAAGUACAGCUGUUAAAUCCAAUCAGUUGCCACUUAUAUGGAUGUUGCAUAAUGGAUAUAAUGUGCCCCCUGAUAUGCGCAACGAAGUCGAUUCUGUCAAUGCAUCAUUUAGGAGUGGAAUAAGUUCUGAUAGGAUUGGCUCAGAUGAGGAUUCUGGUGAUGCUGAUGUUUGGGGAGACAUAAAAGGUGCCUUUGAAGAAAAGCGAGAUCACUUAGAGCACAAUUUUUCAAAAUCCAAAGAUUUAGCAAACCGAAGGACACCUGGUAAACUCAAGCAGUAUAAGUACUACCUUGGAAGGGUCUUCAAGCAGCGUUUGCGUGAAGCUACAACACUAGCUGUUGAUUAUUUGAUCCUUGGUCUCGCUGGAGUCUGCUUAGGGAUACUUGCUAAAGCAAAUGACUCUAAUUUGGGGGUAGCUGGUUAUACAUACACCAUUAUUGCUGUUUCUCUCUUGGGCCAGAUUGGCGCUUUGAGAUCAUUUUCACUGGAAAAGUUGCAAUUUAUGAGGGAGAGAGCAUCUGGAAUGAGUUCACUGGCUUAUUUUCUAUCAAAAGAUACCAUUGACCAUUUCAACACAGCUGUGAAGCCUGUAGUUUAUCUCUCAAUGUUCUUUUUCUUCAGCAACCCGAGGUCAUUAUUUGCUGACAACUAUAUUGUUCUGCUUGCCCUUGUAUACUGUGUAACUGGUAUUGGUUAUACUUUUGCCAUCUGCUUCCAACCAGGUUCUGCUCAGCUGUGGUCUGCUCUUCUUCCUGUUGUUUUGACGUUGAUAUCAACUCAGCCAAAAAACUCAAAGAUACUAACAAGUUUAUGCUACCCAAAGUGGGCAUUGGAAGCAUUUGUGAUUGUUAAUGCAGAAAGGUACUCUGGUGUAUGGCUGAUAACACGGUGCGGUCUGCUUGCAAAGUUUCAUUACGACAUCAAUCACUGGGCGCUUUGUAUAGCCGUCCUCUUUGUCUAUGGUUUUGUUUUCCGCUGCAUCGCUUUCAUUUGCAUGGUGAUAUUAAAUAAGAAAUGAGGCUCAGAAGCCUCAUUAUCUGCCCAGUUUAAUCAUUGUACAUGUAUGUCCAUAUCAUUCUUUUUGGUUUAGCUUAUGCCAAGGAUCAACACAAGCAUAAUACAGUUUGUGCUAUGCCAGUGAGACAAUGAAGGUGUAAGAUUAGUCUCGCUUUGGCUGAAUCAAGAAGGCAUCAGAUGAGCUCACUUAUCGAACUGCUUCAUUUUACAAGUGCUAUGUUUAUCACAAGCAAUCAGAUUUUAUCUGAAGGAUGAAACCUAGGAAUUUUGACAGCUCGUCUGGGAAUUUAGUGAGGUUUACUUGUUCUAAUUAAUGGCAUCUCAUGGGCAUCACUGGUUGAUUGAUUUGUUCUUGCGAGAUGUAACUACGCUGAAAGAUCGGCAACCUUUCUGGUUCAUUAGAAGAUUGCACUGCAGCGAGGUCCCUAAGAGGCAGAUUCCCCCAAGAAACUUCCCCCCAAGUGAUUCAGUCAGCCUAAAUGACAUUUUCCUUAAGGUGAAAUUAGGUAUUGGGGGAAGCUUACAUAGAAUGCCUAUCGUGUAUCAAUGCGUCCGUGUGGUGAUCUCUCUCCGUUGCACAGUGUCUUGAUUUGUUUAUUUCUCUUCAGAAAGGUGUUCUUCACAGAGCUCAUGUAAGACAGUUGUAUACACACUGAAUCUAGUGAGGUUUACAGAAUGAUAUUAUUGUCCA
Messenger RNA from Musa acuminata AAA Group (dessert banana), 4133 nucleotides. RefSeq names its product ABC transporter G family member 28. The transcript has 14 exons. NCBI's taxonomy places the organism in Eukaryota, Viridiplantae, Streptophyta, Magnoliopsida, Zingiberales, Musaceae. Bases 198 to 3443 code for a protein of 1081 amino acids. The record is from RefSeq and is a predicted model, not a curated record. Gene Ontology annotation, biological process: transmembrane transport. Gene Ontology annotation, molecular function: ABC-type transporter activity; ATP hydrolysis activity; ATP binding. Gene Ontology annotation, cellular component: membrane.